CACGGCAGCUCUGCCAAGAACAUGCGGCUAAACCCGCUUCUAUUCUUCAUGCAGUUUGUGCUGCUGUGGCCGAAGUCUUUUUUCGGCCCGGUGGUUUCUGCUGAUUCGGUGGCUGCUCCGAUCUUCGGGCACGGCAGCUCUGUCAAGAACAUGCGGCUAAACCCGCUUCUAUUCUUCAUGCAGUUUGUGCUGCUGUGGCCGAAGUCUUUUUUCGGCCCGGUGGUUUCUGCUGAUUCGGUGGCUGCUCCGAUCGGGCACGGCAGCUCUGUCAAGAACAUGCGGCUAAACCCGCUUCUAUUCUUCAUGUCCCAAAUGGCCAAGGAACUUGCCGCUAUAAAUGAAAAUAAAAAACGAGCGGAAGAAAAAUUCACGGAAAUUAACCAGAAGUUAGGGAGCUUCGAAGCUAAGUUGUCGACCCUAGAAGCGACAGUUAAACUUUUUUUUGACAAUGAAGAACGCAUCGUAUCAAUGGAAAGUGUAAUGGCUGAUUUGGUAGACAAGAUUGACGAUCUCGAAAAUAUAAGUCGCCGAAAUAAUCUUGUAAUUUUUGGCGUGCCUGAGACCAAUGACGAGACAGCUGAAUCACUUCAUGGAACCGUAGUGAAUCGACUGUUUUGUGAUACGCUUGGUUUACCAGCUGCAACCACUGAGAGAGUGCACCGCCUCGGGCGUCGAACAGAUGGUAAAACUAGACCAGUCAUGGUGAAGUUUUUAAAUGUUUCAGAGAAGAUGUCAGUUUUGAGAAACUGCCCGAAACUGAAGGGAUCGACGACCUCUAUUUCAGAAGACUUUUCUUUACGUGUUCGAAAUAUUCGCAAACAGCUCUGGGACAGCGCUAUCGAAAAUCGUAAGAAAGGCGAUAAAGUUACUCUAAUCUACAACAAGCUAAAAAUAAAUAAUACACUCUACAUCUGGGACGCCGAAAAACAGACACGAAUAGCACUGAGUCAGCCAAAACCCUCGCGACAAAUAUGACAGUCCAGGCGCAAUGCCACUGAUUCGAUUAGAUUCUUAAAUUUGAAUGCGAGGAGCAUAAUGAAUAAAG
Molecule: messenger RNA, 1045 nt
Organism: Ixodes scapularis (black-legged tick)
Lineage: Eukaryota; Metazoa; Arthropoda; Arachnida; Ixodida; Ixodidae
Exons: 4
Source: RefSeq, a predicted model, not a curated record